Lizanozyma spartinae is the source of this 969-nucleotide messenger RNA. RefSeq lists its product as uncharacterized. The transcript has a single exon. NCBI's taxonomy places the organism in Eukaryota, Fungi, Ascomycota, Pichiomycetes, Serinales, Debaryomycetaceae. The record is from RefSeq and is a predicted model, not a curated record. The coding region runs from base 1 to 969 and encodes 322 amino acids. Gene Ontology annotation, biological process: mitochondrial respiratory chain complex III assembly. Gene Ontology annotation, cellular component: mitochondrion.
AUGAUUUCUUCUGCUAGGAUAAGGACGGGAACCUUAUUAAGAGGAACUGGGAUCAGAACUAUUCACCAAUCAUCAAGAAUACUUGUCAAUGACGAGAAGAUAGAAGCUCCCAAUAAGAUGGCUACGGAGUCAACCCUUCCUCAUAUCAAGCAAGACUUGAACAUUAACCCGAAACAAGCCAAAGCAAAACGACCAUUCUUAUCAGAACACAAGAUUGAAAAUGACCCCAACUAUGAAAUGCCUGGAAUAUUGCAAUCCAUUGGUCAAACGGUGAUUAAAGCUUUUAAUAUUGAUAUGGAUAGAUCUCGUGCUGGACCAGUUGCUGGAUCAUAUUAUUUUGGUGAAUGUAAACGUCAAGGGAUGUAUUAUCCCAAUGAAGAGUUGAGUGAAACCGCCGCAUUCUUUUAUAAGACGUUGAACUUGCCUCAAUCUUUUAGUCAAUGGUUCCAAAUCACCAUUUUACAUUAUUGGAUUUUAAAUGUUAGAAUGAGAGCCAUGCCCUUCAAAUACGGUAGAAACUAUCAACAAAAGUUGGUUGAUCGUAUUUUCCGUGAUAUGGAGUUAAGAAUGGCUGAAGAGUUAAAGAUCAACAGUAAUAGGCUUAUUGAAAACUACUUAAAGGAAUAUCAUCAACAAAUGUUGGGUUCUGUUUUGAGUUAUGACGAAGGAUUGAUGACUGACGACAUCACUUUUGCCAGCGCUUUAUGGAGAAACAUCUUCAAUGGGAACCCCAACAUCGACAUGAGACACGUGGAAGCCUUGUUGGGUUAUGUUAGACAACAAUUGUAUGUUUUGGAUAAGAUGUCUGACCGUGAGUUUGGGUUUGGAAACUUUAAGUUUGUUUCGCCCAAUCAGGUUGUGAAGCCCAUUUCCAAGGCACAAGAAGAAGUUUUGAGAGAGAGAGCCAAGAAGGAGUUUGAAAUUAAAACUUCUCCAAGUCAACGGAGUGUGUUGUCUUUAGACGAGUAA